Cannabis sativa is the source of this 654-nucleotide messenger RNA. RefSeq lists its product as uncharacterized. Bases 1 to 417 code for a protein of 138 amino acids. Gene Ontology annotation, molecular function: nucleic acid binding; zinc ion binding. The record is from RefSeq and is a predicted model, not a curated record. The transcript is spliced from 2 exons. NCBI's taxonomy places the organism in Eukaryota, Viridiplantae, Streptophyta, Magnoliopsida, Rosales, Cannabaceae.
AUGAGGGACAUCACUGCUCAUUUGAAGAAACUCGACGUUAUCAUUCCUGAUACCUUCCUGGUUCAUUACAUCCUUCACAAUCUUCCUCCACAAUAUGGGCCUUUCAAAAUUUCCUACAACACACAUAAAGAAAAAUGGACUAUCAAUGAAUUGAUGACCAUGUGUGUUCAAGAGGAAGCCAGGCUCCUACAGGAGCAAGGAGAAAGUGUUCACCUGACCACUCAACCUAAGAAACGUAAGCCAUUCAAGAAGAACAAAGGGAAAAAGCCCAUGGCUCCCAAGGCUGCCAUAAAGAAAGAUUCCAUCAAAUGUUUCUUUUGUAAACAAAAGGGACAUGCUAAAAGGGAGUGCAGCCAGUUCAAGAAAUGGAUGGAUGACAAAGGAUAUUCAAAAUCUAAGGAAGCCAGUGGCAAGUGAGCAAAGCAUCUUAUCUGGAAACAAGAUGGGCUCACAUGUGGAAGCUAUUGGAACAUGCAAUUUAGUUUUAAGUAAUGGUUUUGUUUUAAAGUUAGAAAAGACCUUUUAUGUACCAAGUUUCUCUAGAAACUUGAUUUCAGUUUCAAGACUUAUACCCUUUGGUUUUUCCUUUACAUUUUCAGACAAAUAUUUCAAUUUAUAUUAUAAAUCUGAAUGUGUUGGAAAUGGUAUUUUGUC